This is a messenger RNA of Rotaria socialis, 741 nucleotides long. Lineage: Eukaryota; Metazoa; Rotifera; Eurotatoria; Philodinida; Philodinidae. The record is from the annotation of a GenBank genome assembly.
AUGGCAACCAACGAACUAAUGGCGCCGACGAUUCAUCGAAAAUUAGCAUUAAUUAUUGGCAACCAAAGUUAUAAAACAAAACCGCUAUGUUGUGCAGUGAAAGAUGCCACGGACUUAGCUGAUGUCUUACGCAAAAUUGGUUUCACCAUUGAAUUGGCUAUCGAUUGUACUCAUGAAAAAAUGAUUGAUUUGAUUGGAAAGUUUUCUCGGCGUAUUGAAGAUCAAGAUUUAGUAUUGUUUUACUAUGCGGGCCAUGGUUUUCAAUAUAGGGAGCAAAAUUAUUUAUUGCCAGUGGAUGUGUUCGAACAAAUAGAUGAAGAUUUAAGUAUUAAAGCAUAUGCGAUCAAUGCUCAAGAUGCUUUAAAUAGUCUGAAAUCAAGAACAUGUUAUGUCACACUAUUUAUUCUUGAUUGCUGCCGUGAAUAUUUAUUCGAUGAUAGAAAUCGAUUUAGAAAUCUUGGAGAUAAUAAUCAAGGGUUGUUCAAAAUGACAGCCCCUGGUGGUUCUCUAAUCCAGUUUGCAUGUGCUCCAGGAACAUUAGCAUCAGAUGGUGUUGACAACGAUAAGAAUGGAUUGUUCACUAAACAUUUAUUGAAACACAUUGCUACUCCAAAUAUAGAUAUUGAAGUAAUGUUUAGAAAAGUUGCUUUGGGCGUUUAUGAAGAGAGCAAAGGACGUCAGAUACCAUAUCGUGACAGUUGUCUUAUGGUUGACGAUCAUAUUCAUUUGUUUACCGAAUAA